GCGGGGUUUGUAACAUCUCAUUUCCACACUUCCUACCUCGCAAAUUUCCCUUGCUUAUCUUUUUCAUAUGUUGCUGAGAUCUUGAGGUUCUGCAUCGCGUUGCAUUGGUCUUUGAUUUGGAUGGUCACGAGUUCAUGAAAUAUCAUUCUCUUUUGUGGCCUUAGAAUGGAUGGUUAGAAAAAGGCGUUGGAAUUUGAUUACUUGCAAGUAUGUUCGAGACGCUGGCCGCCUCUGACAGUAAUCUCUGGCUCUGAAAGCUCCGACGAGGAUGGCAUUAUGCUGGUCAAGGCUAAUCCUCCUGAUAUACGCAUUCUCUUCCUUCGCCCAUGCGGCAUUCACUCUCACGUCUGAGCUCACGAAGUUCGUUCCGACUUGUGCUCAAGAUUGCUUUAUAUCAUUUCUAGAUUCGAAUUUUGAUACUGCUACAUGCGGCACAACACCGGCGUUAGAUUGUCUUUGUUCUCACAAUACUACAACAGGAUACACGGUGGGAGAAGGGGCAGUACAAUGUAUAAUUUCAGAGGAUAAUGUUGGUUUCUGUAAGGGAAACGACGCUCAGCAGUCUGUCGUUUUUGAUGCAUUUGGGAUGUGUUCCGGGCAAGCAAACGCCCUCCCUAACACACAUGCCACCAUUACAGCAACCUUGAUUGUGCAGAGUUCAAUGCCUAGCAUUGUUCUGGUAGCGCCAAAUCCAACCUCAACACAAAGUUCAAAUUGGUCAAACACGAUGAGUAUCAAAAGCACCUCCACACCAUCAUCGUCCAGUUCUCCAUUCGCUACUUCAUCAGGCUCUCCCGUCAGAAGCACGCCAGCUGGCAGCACCUAUUCGGCCAUAGCUUCUUCAAUGUCACCUACUCCUUCACCAAUACCUUCUUUGACUAGACCCCAAAUCAUAGGUAUCACUGUGGCUUCCAUUGGAGGAGGUGCAGUGGCACUCGGAUGUCUGAUCAUAUUUGCAUGUUGGAGGAGGAGGCAGUACCGAAAGGCACGGGAGAGCGACCUGCUACCGUUUCAAAUGGACCCCUCAACAAGUAGCAGCACACAAAAGUUUGUGGGCUUCAAGGGACCUACAGAAAGAGGAGGACCAGGGAAGCCCAAUGGAAACGCCGGCAGAAUUCCACCAAAAGUACCUCCGAGGCUGGAGAUUUCGAAUCCCAAUAUGUUCUCGAGAAGAAGCGUCAUGCAGGGGACGAUUGGUCUCGCUAUUUCCCCCGAGACAAAGGUUAACCAGCAGCGACCGCAGCGACAAUCUAGACUGCUGCCGGAAAAGCCUACAUUGACUCUAAUGAUGCCACCAUCACAAAAAAGAGCACAACCAGGCGGCCUUGCAUUCUCUCAACCAGUCGUGCAACCCUCGGCUGUAAGCAGGCAGAGCACGGCAACCCAAUUUGAGGAAGACGACGAGAGUGCAGAUACUGCUGUCGCCCGUGACGACACCUGGAGGUCUAAUUCCGGAGAACAAAUCUGGGAUUACUCCACGGGGAGGUGGAUAAGCACCAAGCCUCUAGACUCGAACCCUCAGGCACAACCGCUGUCGUUGAAUACCACUGGAGUGGGAAGUCAAUCGCGCUCAGGCGAAGUUUCGAAUUUGACCAUGUCGCCAAUCUCCUAUGUGAAGCCUCUUACUCUGGGCUCAAAAGUUGGAAGCUUCUCUCAGCCACGGAGACCGGAUGCGUAUUCAAGAACUCAGCAGCAGCAGCAACAACAGCAACUUGCCAUUCCAACUCAGAACGGGAGACCAAUCACAACUACAUCUUCAAUCUACUCACAACGAGGAUCACUUCCAGCAAGUGAGGUAGCUCGACAUAGCAGUAAGCAUGCUCGGAGGUCGUACAGACAACCCGGACCUUACGACCACAAUUCCGUCGGUUCACUUACGUCCUUCGAGAGCGAAGAGUCCAUCGUCUCGCCUCUUGAGCAGGAGCCUAAAACUGCUGAGGCUCUGUCACCAGUGGUGGAAUCCCCAGCCAGCGGCCGAAGCCCAGUCAGCUAUCCCAAGAUUCCCGGACGCUUGAGUGCAAAUACGAUACGCUUGGUUCCGCCGCCGCCACAGCCAGACUUCACAAAAGCUUUAGGUUCCCAGGGCAGAGCUGGGAAACCAUGGCGGCAAGCGGAAAUCGCCGCUCAACGAGAGCGAGAAAGAGUUCGGGUGCAAAACCAAGUCCAGGAACAAGUAGGAAUGCAGCCUUUUGGUUCCGAACCUGGACUCUCAGGCUACCAACGGCAACGUUCUGGAGAUAUCACGUAUGAUUUUCCAGCUCCUCCUGUAAAAGCAGCGGCUCGCUCACAGGCUCGACCUCCCCCACAAUUCGAACUGCAGCCGCCACCUCGAAAUUAUUACCUCCCAAGGCUACAGACGGAGCUCAAAAACAAUAUUCCACGACCGCCUCCAAAUCCACCUUCAAAUCAACCAUUGACAGACGCAACAGGCGGAUGGGGCAUCUCUCAAUCCCAAAGCAACUCAUCCCUAGUCCCUAAGCCACUGCAAGCCCACCCCUCGAUAACCUUCACCCGCUCCUCCUCCAGCAUGUCCCAAUACUCUACCGCCUCCAAAAUCUCCACCUCCUCAUCCCUGCUCGCCAAGCGUCGAGGCGAGCAAAAGGCCAACGCCCUCGCCUUGAAGCAUGAAGAAGAGAAGAAACGGAAUGGGAAAUGGAGGGUGCUAGGGAGAGAGGAGAUCGAGGAGGCGAAGAAGGUCAGCUGGAGACCGAUGUUGGGGAGUGAGAGGGGGGAGGACAACGGGGACUAUGAGGCGAGGACGGGGCAGCAGUUUGAGAGGACGGAGUUGCCGAAUACGCCGGGCUGGGUACCGAAACUUACGCCGACGAGGAGGGGAGAGGAGUUGUUUUUGAGUGUGCAGUAGUAGAAAGUUAUUUGGAGUUUGGUUCAGGGAUAUUUGCUUAGGGUAUAAUGCAUGAUGAGAAUUGAUGGGGGUGUUCAUGGUUAUGGGGGAGGUAGCGGGUUUUGCAUUGCCGGCGUUUGGGGACAUUUAUUUCUUGGGCUCAAUGGUCAGGGAAAGCGAAAAGAAAACGCAUGACGC
Messenger RNA from Hyaloscypha bicolor E, 3040 nucleotides. RefSeq lists its product as uncharacterized. Lineage: Eukaryota; Fungi; Ascomycota; Leotiomycetes; Helotiales; Hyaloscyphaceae. The record is from RefSeq and is a predicted model, not a curated record. Bases 269 to 2863 code for a protein of 864 amino acids. The transcript has 3 exons.